CAAGAAAAGAAAUCCUGACCUGAACACAUAACCACCAAACAAAUUAAUAUUCUUAUGUCUUGAGGUUGAACUUCCUAAAGUACAGAUAAAGUGUUCAUUCUUCAAGAUUCCGUUCCCUUGAAACUUACCAACAAAAUACUCUUGAACUCAGAAACUGAGGAGAGAGAGAGGAAGAGGGAGAGAGAAAAAGUGAAAGAAAAAAAUGAAUUCAUCCAAAUCAUCUGCGUCACAGAGCACAGAGAGAGGAUGCUUCUCUUCCCAAGUCUUCUUAUGGACUGCUGCUGGGAUCUCCAUCCUACUACUCGGUGCCUGUUUUAUCGCUAGAUGUGUUGUGACAUAUCACAUCUUUCAACUCUGUGAUGAGAAAAUGGUCCAGCCAUAUGAGAAUUUCCUGGAAUUCAACUGCUACAAUAAUGAAUCAGGUCCAGUCAAGAAUUGCUGUCCAUUGAGCUGGAUACAUUUUCAAUCGAGCUGCUAUUUUUUUUCUACUAACACCCUAACUUGGGCAGAAAGUGUGGAAAACUGCUCAAGCCUGGGAGCUCAGCUGGUGGUUAUCAACUCAGAGGAGGAACAGAAAUUCCUUUUCCAUGCAAAACCUACAAAUAGAGAGUUUUAUAUUGGACUAACGGACCGGGUGGUUGACGGUCAGUGGAAAUGGAUAGAUGGCACCCCUUUAAAAGAGUCUCUGAGCUUCUGGGACGAAGGGGAGCCCAACAACUUAGUUACGGUGGAGGACUGCGCCACCAUAAGGGACUCUAAAAACCCCAGGCAGAAUUGGAAUGAUGUGGCCUGUUUCUUAUAUAUGUUUCGGAUUUGUGAAAUGCCAGCAAAAAACAUUUUGAGCAAAGAAAAUUCUUCAAGGACAGAAGGCCCCGCUUAAAUGUAUAGGUGAGGAGGACCAGGAACAUGGACACAGCCGCAACUCCAACAUGAGAAACGUGCGCCUUGUACUUCAGAAGGGCUUUGUGUUUGUUGCUUUGAUGUAAAUAAAAAUAAAUGUUUUUGGAUGUUA
This is a messenger RNA of Pipistrellus kuhlii (Kuhl's pipistrelle), 1012 nucleotides long. It is a transcript of the gene CLEC4E, whose product is annotated as C-type lectin domain family 4 member E. NCBI's taxonomy places the organism in Eukaryota, Metazoa, Chordata, Mammalia, Chiroptera, Vespertilionidae. The coding region runs from base 203 to 880 and encodes 225 amino acids. The transcript is spliced from 6 exons. The record is from RefSeq and is a predicted model, not a curated record.